UUUGGCAAGCACUGUGGAUUCACUGAGUCCAGUGAAAACUUCGAAACUCCCCACAUUCCUCGUCAGUCUCUUAGAUCCUCAGAUUGGGGAAAGGACUUCUGCUGGACAUUUCUGCAUUGAUGAGGCAUAGCAGGGACCUGAUCUUGAGCCUGAGCCACAUGUGGUCCCAGCAUGAGUCAAGGGGAGAAAAUGAGGGCAGCAGUGUGUGCUCUAUCCACUGGACCUGGAACAGAAUAAACAGCAAUUUGCUAAGCAUUUGCCGUGUGCAGCCUGUUUGUUGCAGAAAAGCAGCCAAAAGACCUGACCCUGGUGUCUGUCUCAGGCCAUGCCAGUUAUUCAUGGUAGCGCUCUCACUGGCAACAUCACCACAGACAUUCUUCUGUCAUUUUCAGUAGGACAAAGCCAUUUGGAACAGUUUCAUGCAACCUAACAGAAAGACAUAAUUCCGAGUGGAACAUAGCAGCAAGGCUGCAAAGAACUUUGUGACAUAUAGCCUACUACACGUUUCUAGCUUUGCAACAAUGUCAGAGAUGAGUCUUUUGGGUCAUAUGGACUGUGUUGCUCUGUACUGUGUCCUGUCUCUGGUCAUGCCGGCGAUCCUGCGUGCCGAGUUCACUCUGGCCAAUGUGAGUGAGCACCACAUCAUCAUCUGUACGUGCAUGCAGGACCUGGUAGCCUGCAGCAUUAUCAACUCCAGUGACUGUGUCUGUCAUAACCACCCAUUCUCCAUGCUGGAGCACAAUGACAGCCCCAGCACAGUGACGUACAAGCGUCUGACAGUGUGGUACACUUCGCCACUCAAUGUUGCACGCCUACUGAACAACUCGGAGGUCCGCCACCUGGCACUGGCCAAGUGCAACUCAGCAAGAGGUGCUUCAUUAUCUGUUCACUUCUUCACAGUGAGGAGGUUGGAGAGGGUCUACAUCUCAUACCCUUUCUGGAUGCCUGGGCAGAACCAUGAUAUUGUACUGGGUAGAGAUGUGGGCAUGCCUUACUAUGAGGAGACGAGGAUAGCUGUCAUUCACACGGAUGUGUUGGUGGGGAAGGUUGAGUUGAAAGCAUACACAGUGAAAACCAUGGUGGACAGCAAUGGCAUGACUCCAUUCCCUGAAAUGUUUAUUCCUAUGGAUGAGCUCCCAGAUAUGUCCAGCAUAUAUGUAUCUUUCUUGUACUGAAUGGAAUUUGGAUCCAGAGUUUCUUAGAAGUGUCUUUCCUGCCUUUUUAUACUUUUAUUUAUACCUUUCCUGAGGAAAUAUUCUCAAAAUACACACAAAAAGGUUACAUCUUU
This is a messenger RNA of Neoarius graeffei (lesser salmon catfish), 1288 nucleotides long. RefSeq lists its product as uncharacterized. The coding region runs from base 522 to 1175 and encodes 217 amino acids. Lineage: Eukaryota; Metazoa; Chordata; Actinopteri; Siluriformes; Ariidae. The transcript is spliced from 3 exons. The record is from RefSeq and is a predicted model, not a curated record.